Messenger RNA from Schistosoma bovis, 2156 nucleotides. Lineage: Eukaryota; Metazoa; Platyhelminthes; Trematoda; Strigeidida; Schistosomatidae. The record is from the annotation of a GenBank genome assembly.
AAAAAAUUUGCGCGAAAUCCCUAGCGCGUCGUUUCGAAUUUGUGCGGUUUGUCGCAUUUCUUCUUCCCAGACAAACAACGUACUUUUGACCUAGCCACUGAGACUACUCAUUUGUAUCUUCUUUGGUGAUUUGUUCCUGAUCGAGUUGCACACCACACUGUAAGUAAUGAAAUUUCUGUAGGUUAUCCUUUUAAAAAUAAUAACUCGAUAGCUUACUUUGUCAUUAAAAGUAAGUUCAAACGUUCGAAUCGUAUUAAGGAGCACAAUUAAAUGAAUCGACGAUAGUGAGAACGCUUGAAAAAAGUCCUUAUUGCCCAAGCUCCCAACUUUGGGGAAAUUUCGGGGGUUUUUAUUCCAUUUCCCCAAAGCUUACUAUAGCGGCUUCCCUUAAAUGGGUCAAAAUUUCUCCAAAAUUGAGAGCUUGGGUGAUGUCGUCUAGCUAUGUAGCUUACUGAAAUUUCUGUCAAAAGUGUGAGGUUAUUUUUGUUAGCAUAUUGCCCUACUGUAAGCUGACGUUACACACUAAUUGUCGACUUUCAAAAUGGGGUUUUGGCGGUCUACAUUUCAUCACACAACUGCAUGCGCAAUAGCGUGAAGUAUCCUGUCAGAUACACACUACCACGUAUUUCAUAGUCGCCAAAAUGUCACAGACGUGUAGCUCAAUACAUUAAUUCUUAACGGAGCAUCAACUCUAACCUCAUUGCAUCAUUACUCUUGUAUCCCGUUCCACUUUUCACCAUCCGACGGACUCUGUGUGCACGAUUAUUAAGUCGGGCCUAUAGAUCAUCUGCCGUAAACAUGGGAGUUCAUCAGUUGAGCAAGGUAAUUGGUGAUAAUGCACAGAAAGCAGUCAAAAGCUGUGAAAUCAAAUCAUAUUUCGGUUGGGAUAACUACAGACAUUCUUGUUACCGAGUUUUUUAUAGGAAGAAAAGUAGCAAUUGACGCUUCUAUGUCAAUUUACCAGUUUCUUAUUGCUGUUAGACAAGAAGGGAAUACUCUGAUGAAUGCAGAAGGAGAGUCGACUAGCCAUUUGAUGGGCAUGUUUUAUAGAACAAUAAGAAUGAUAGAAAAUGGAAUCAAACCUGUAUAUGUUUUUGAAGGAAAACCACCCUCUAUGAAAGCUGGAGAGUUAGCCAAACGCUCUGACAGACGUAUUGAAUCAACUAAAGAAUUAGCCAAAGCAGAAGCUGAAGAAGAUUUAGAAGCUAUUGAGAAAUUCUCCAAACGUUUAGUUAAGGUUACUCCGGCUCAUAACGAAGAUUGCAGACAGCUUCUUAAUUUAAUGGGCGUUCCGUUUGUUAAUGCACCUGGAGAAGCAGAAGCGCAAUGCGCAGUAUUGGCGAAGUCAGGAAAAGUUUAUGCUGUAGGGACUGAAGAUAUGGAUGCAUUGGCAUUUGGUACUCCAGUUCUGCUACGACAUUUGACAUUCAGUGAAGCCAGAAAAAUGGCCAUUCAAGAGUUCAACCUGACGUCAGUUCUUGAAGGUCUUGGUUUAAAUAUGGAUCAAUUUAUAGAUUUGUGCAUAUUACUUGGUUGUGACUACGUUGAUACAAUACGAGGAAUCGGUCCUAAGAAAGCGUUAGAUUUGUUGCAUAAGUAUCAGUCGAUUGAUUGUGUUUUGAAGAAUAUCGAUAAAUCUAAAUAUCCUGUCCCGGACGAUUGGCCUUACGAAGAUGCGAAAAAGCUUUUCUUGAAUCCCGAGGUGACAGACCCUUCAUCAAUUGAACUUAAAUGGAAUGAACCAGAUGAAGAAGGUUUGGUAGAGUUUCUAUGCCACAAACAUGGGUUCAAUGAAGAACGUAUAAGAAAUGGAGCGAAAAAGUUAUUAAAAGCCAGAAAUACAACUACUCAAGGUCGAAUAGACAACUUUUUCAGCUGUGUUCCAUCAAAAAGUAAUUCAUCCACGUCGACUCCCAACAGCAAUCACAAAAAGGUAUCAAACAGUGCAUCUGAUCGUAAACGUAAAAGUAACGCUUGUACGACGAACGGAUACAAAAAGCCAAAAUAAACCAAACAUCCUCAAAAUUUCUCCAAAACUGUUUCCGGUGAAUUGUUACCACUUUCGUCAGUUUCAUGUGUCCUUCACUUGUGUAUGUACUUGUUCAUUAUAGCUCAUCAGAUCUUUAGAAUAAAUUAUUUAUUGGUGUAUGAAAUAA